GCAGCAGAUAAAUUGCAACUUGGGUUUGCGUUUACGAGGAGACCUUCAGAGAAGGGCUUUAAAAGCGGAAACCAUUUCUUUUCCGCCUCCUUCAUUGGCGUCCGCUCCCAGAACCCGUAAAGCUCUCCUUCUUCCACAUUUCCAGAGCCAAAUCCGAAAGGGAGUGCAUUUUAUUCAAAGUAAUGGCUGAGAGGCAACAAACCCCAACUGUGAUGCAAAAGUUUGCUGGUCAACUCCAUUUGGGUUCCAGCCUUUCCCAUGAUGCUCAAAGCCGCUACACCGGCUUCCAGGGGCCUGCAAUCCACCAAAGGCAAUUUGCCUAUGGGAACUACUCCAAUGCUGGAUUGCAGUAUCCGAGCCGAUCCACCAUUGAUCUGUCAAUGAUUUCUUCAGCUUCCUCACCAGUGUGCGUCCAAGCCCCAUCAGAGAAAGGAUUUGCUGGUUUUGCCAUUGAUUUCUUGAUGGGUGGAGUCUCAGCUGCCGUGUCUAAAACCGCUGCUGCCCCAAUUGAGCGUGUUAAGCUCUUGAUCCAAAACCAGGAUGAGAUGAUCAAGGCUGGAAGGCUCUCUGAACCUUACAAGGGUAUUGGAGAUUGUUUUAGCCGCACAAUUAAGGACGAGGGAGUUGUAGCAUUGUGGAGAGGAAACACUGCUAACGUUAUCCGUUACUUCCCAACUCAGGCCCUGAACUUUGCGUUCAAGGACUACUUCAAGAGGCUUUUCAACUUCAAGAAAGACCGCGAUGGCUACUGGAAGUGGUUUGCUGGCAACUUGGCAUCCGGUGGUGCUGCUGGUGCCUCUUCUUUGCUCUUUGUUUACUCUCUGGAUUAUGCUAGAACCCGUCUUGCUAAUGAUGCCAAGGCUGCCAAGAAGGGAGGAGGGAGGCAGUUCAAUGGAUUGAUUGAUGUCUACAGAAAGACUCUCCAAUCUGAUGGUGUUGCUGGACUUUACCGUGGUUUCAACAUUUCUUGUGUUGGAAUCAUCGUCUACCGUGGUCUGUACUUUGGACUGUACGAUUCUGUGAAGCCAGUGGUCCUAACUGGAAAGUUGCAGGAUAGUUUCUUUGCUAGCUUUGCUCUUGGUUGGGUUAUCACCAACGGUGCUGGUCUUGCCUCUUACCCGAUUGACACUGUCCGCAGAAGAAUGAUGAUGACAUCCGGUGAAGCCGUCAAGUACAAGAGUUCUUUUGAUGCAUUCUCUCAAAUCCUGAAGAACGAAGGAGCCAAAUCUCUCUUCAAGGGAGCUGGUGCCAACAUCCUUCGUGCCGUUGCCGGCGCUGGUGUCCUUGCCGGUUAUGACAAGCUCCAGGUCCUUGUUUUUGGAAAGAAGUAUGGUUCUGGCGGAGCUUAAGCAGCUUUGAGAAGUUGUAUUCAGAACUCCUAUCAUCACCCAUUUUUCCAUAGACGUUGAUGAAAAUGUUUCCUUCUUAUUUCGUAUUUUUGUUGGGAAAUUUUUCUACUCAAUAACCACCAACCUUAGUUCUAGAGGGAUUGAGACCUAAACAAUUGUUCCUUUGAGAAGGAUUUUUGUUUAUCUGUUUUCGAUUAUUAUGAGAGCCGUUGUAGGCUCAUUUUAUUUUGCUAGUUAUACUAUUCAUCAGCAAGUUUAAUUUC
Messenger RNA from Morus notabilis, 1612 nucleotides. Its product is annotated as ADP,ATP carrier protein, mitochondrial. Gene Ontology annotation, biological process: mitochondrial ADP transmembrane transport; mitochondrial ATP transmembrane transport. Gene Ontology annotation, cellular component: mitochondrial inner membrane. NCBI's taxonomy places the organism in Eukaryota, Viridiplantae, Streptophyta, Magnoliopsida, Rosales, Moraceae. Gene Ontology annotation, molecular function: ATP:ADP antiporter activity. The record is from RefSeq and is a predicted model, not a curated record. Bases 183 to 1349 code for a protein of 388 amino acids. The transcript is spliced from 4 exons.